GUUACACAAAUCGAGCUGGCGCCUGACACAGGGUGAUGGCGGCUGUAGUCAUUCUACUCACUUGGAGCGCAAUCUCAGCUACUAGUACAGCGCAUUCGACAGAGUCCCUACUUGACGCGAGGAACUUUACAUUUCGACUGACUUUGGCUCCCCGCCCAGACUACAUCCACAGCUCAGGUCGCAACCACACUCGUCGACGGUUUUACGUCACUCCGUUUUCCGAAUACUGGCCCCCAUGUCUGGAGAAGCACUGCCGCCCUGCGUACCCCCAGUGUCUCGACUUCUUUGGUGGUGACGGGUGCUUAUGCUACCCUGGCUUGCUUGGAUGUGCUUCGCCCGACUGCGGCGUCGAGUCCAUCGCUUCAGUGUACGAGUCUUGCGCCGCGUCGUUCAACCGGACCGAUACCCGCUGCGCACUCUCCUGUGAGCCUUCCCCCUAUCCCACGGUGCACGAGCCAACUCCUGACGAUAUUGAUUCACGACCAAGGAUGAGCUAUACCGUCAUGAUGACAUUGGAAAUCGAGGCCAUUAAUCAAAAUGAAAUCGCGGGGGCCGCCUUUGAAAUGGCCGACGCCGUUGCCCAAAUUAUAAAUGUGACAGACGUCACAUUGGAUCAUGUGACGUUAUCUACCAUCACAGCCACCGCAGAUGACCUGUCGCAAGUGUAUGUCAUCGUGAGUUGUCCGUCCCCUGAAGCCAUGAAUGCCACAUUAAACGCGCUCGAGGCCAUGGUUGGCGUCACCGGCUCCACACACCUGGGGGCUGCGCUAGUCGACUUCAACGUUCUAUUUGACGCGACUCAACUGCAAGUUCUGUCCGUGCAUGAAGCAGUUGAGGUGCAGACACAAUCACCGCCGCCGGUCUUCAUUCCCCCGAGCAGCGCCAUCGUGCCCCCACCGUCCCCUCCGCCUACCCAGCCUUCGAGUCAACUUGCACUCCCACCUGAGGCGAUCUUCGGCAUUACAUUUGGAGCUGCUGCAGUGUUGGUGGUAGCCAUUUCGUUCGGCUGCUGGUGGCGGCGGCGCAAUGGUGUGCACAGUGGUUACGUUCGUCACGGCGUCUAGUGUACCGUAGAGUAGUACUACUAGUAUACGUAUAGUACUACGUAAAAAACCAAUUUAGCGUUAACGUUAUGAUAACUUUUGA
This is a messenger RNA of Aphanomyces astaci, 1146 nucleotides long. RefSeq lists its product as hypothetical. The coding region runs from base 36 to 1064 and encodes 342 amino acids. The record is from RefSeq and is a predicted model, not a curated record. Lineage: Eukaryota; Oomycota; Saprolegniomycetes; Saprolegniales; Verrucalvaceae. The transcript is spliced from 2 exons.